Puma concolor (puma) is the source of this 360-nucleotide messenger RNA. It is a transcript of the gene YPEL1, whose product is annotated as yippee like 1. The record is from RefSeq and is a predicted model, not a curated record. Lineage: Eukaryota; Metazoa; Chordata; Mammalia; Carnivora; Felidae.
AUGGUGAAGAUGACAAAAUCCAAAACUUUCCAAGCUUAUCUGCCAAACUGUCACCGAACGUACAGCUGUGUCCACUGCAGAGCCCACCUGGCCAAUCAUGAUGAGCUGAUCUCUAAGUCUUUUCAGGGAAGUCAGGGACGAGCCUACCUCUUCAAUUCUGUGGUGAAUGUGGGCUGUGGCCCCGCUGAGGAGAGGGUCCUUCUUACUGGCCUGCACGCGGUCGCAGACAUCUACUGUGAAAACUGCAAAACCACGCUCGGGUGGAAAUAUGAACAUGCCUUUGAGAGCAGUCAGAAAUAUAAGGAAGGAAAAUUUAUUAUUGAGCUUGCCCACAUGAUCAAAGACAAUGGUUGGGAGUAA